Danio aesculapii is the source of this 483-nucleotide messenger RNA. RefSeq names its product ghrelin/obestatin prepropeptide (gene ghrl). Bases 71 to 385 code for a protein of 104 amino acids. The record is from RefSeq and is a predicted model, not a curated record. Gene Ontology annotation, cellular component: extracellular region. The transcript is spliced from 5 exons. NCBI's taxonomy places the organism in Eukaryota, Metazoa, Chordata, Actinopteri, Cypriniformes, Danionidae. Gene Ontology annotation, molecular function: growth hormone-releasing hormone activity.
GGCAGAUGUUGGUGUGCAGACCUACUGAAGCAGCUCUUCAUUUUAGGAGAACGAUACCAGAUUUCCCAGGAUGCCUCUGAGGAGCCGUGCCAGCAGCAUGUUUCUGCUCUUGUGUGUUUCUCUGUCCUUGUGUUUGGAGUCUGUGAGCGGCGGCACCAGCUUCCUCAGUCCGACUCAGAAACCGCAGGGUCGAAGGCCACCAAGAGUGGGCAGAAGAGAAGCUGCUGAAUCAGAGAUCCCAGUGAUCAAAGAGGACGAUCGGUUCAUGAUGAGCGCUCCAUUUGAACUGUCCAUGUCUCUGAGCGAAGCUGAAUAUGAGAAAUAUGGUCCUGUGCUUCAGAAUCUUCUGGAGAAUCUUCUUAGAGACUCUCCUUUCGAGUUCUGAGAAGAGUCCUACAAAGUUCCUCAUAAACAACUGACAAUAUUCACAAUUUAAAAAUGAUGUAAUUUAUGGGUUUAACAAAAUAAAGGAUGAUAACAUUC